Messenger RNA from Acanthopagrus latus (yellowfin seabream), 3335 nucleotides. RefSeq names its product VPS33A core subunit of CORVET and HOPS complexes (gene vps33a). Gene Ontology annotation, cellular component: lysosome; CORVET complex. The record is from RefSeq and is a predicted model, not a curated record. Gene Ontology annotation, biological process: intracellular protein transport; vesicle-mediated transport. The transcript is spliced from 13 exons. The coding region runs from base 270 to 2072 and encodes 600 amino acids. Lineage: Eukaryota; Metazoa; Chordata; Actinopteri; Spariformes; Sparidae.
CAAAGCUGGAGGCUAGCCUGUUAGCUAGGAAAUUACCGGUGUCUGUGAUAGUGUCUUAGACAUUUGCAAGUUGUCCAGGCGAUGGGUACAUAAACGUAUAUGUGUCUAUGGCUCUGACUAACGGACAGGAAGUUUUUCAUACGCGAGAAGGGAUUAGCUUUUAGCGUUUACCAUUGAGUGAACUAUCUUGAUAUUGAAUCUUCUUUGGUCACGUGACAGACAGCGCCGCUGUGGUCACCUGAUUUCUGUUGUGCUGUUGACACAGGAAUAUGGCUUCCCACCUGUCGUACGGGAGAGUUAAUUUAAACAUUUUGAGAGAAGCAGCACGAAAAGAGCUUCGAGAGUUUUUGGACAAGUGUGCAGGAAGCAAGGCUAUAGUUUGGGAUGAAUAUCUGACGGGACCUUUUGGACUGAUAGCUCAGUACUCUCUACUCAAGGAGCAUGAAGUCGAAAAGAUGUUCACCCUCAAGAGUGGGAGGCUCCCCUCUGCAGACGUCAAAAAUAUCAUCUUCUUUGUUCGUCCCCGGCUGGAGCUCAUGGACAUCAUUGCUGAGAAUGUAUUCAGUGAGGACAAGAUGCAUUUGGCACGAGACUUCCACAUAUUGUUUGUGCCUCGGCGGAGCAUGCUGUGUGAGCAGAGGCUGAAGGAGCUGGGCGUGUUGGGCUCUUUCAUCAAUAUCGACGAGUACAUCCUGGACCUGAUUCCCUACGAUGGGGACCUGCUGUCCAUGGAAUAUGAAAGUGCUUUCAGGGAGUGCUACUUAGAAAAUGACCAAACAAGCCUUUACCACACAGCCAAAGGUCUCAUGACCUUACAGGCGCUGUAUGGCACCAUUCCACAGAUAUAUGGGAAAGGAGAAUGUGCACGGCAUGUUGCCAACAUGAUGCUGAGGAUGAAGAGGGAGUUUGCUGGCAGUCAGAAUCAGAUCCUGCCUGUGUUUGAUACUCUGCUCCUCCUGGACCGUAAUGUUGACCUGCUCACCCCUCUGGCCACGCAGCUCACCUACGAGGGUCUUAUUGAUGAGAUCUAUGGGAUCACUAAUGGUUAUGUCAAGUUGCCCCCUGAGAAGUUUGCACAGAAGAAGCAAGGUGAAGCGAGUAAAGAUCUACCCACAGAGCCCAAGAAGUUACAGCUCAACUCGGCAGAGGAACUGUACGCAGAAAUACGAGACAAAAAUUUCAACGCUGUUGGAGCAGCCCUCAGCAAGAAGGCCAAAAUCAUCUCAGCUGCCUUUGAGGAACGCCACAAUGCCAAAACCGUGGGAGAAAUAAAGCAGUUUGUGUCUCAGUUGCCUCACAUGCAGGCGGCACGAAGCUCACUCGCUAACCACACCUCUAUAGCAGAGCUGAUCAAAGACAUCACUACAUCUGAGGCCUUCUUUGAUAAUUUAACAGUGGAGCAGGAAUUUAUGACUGGAGUCGACACAGACAAGGUGAACACAUAUAUUGAGGACUGCAUCGCUCAAAAGGAUCCGCUGAUCAAGAUUCUACGUCUGGUGUGUAUGCAGUCAGUGUGCAACAAUGGCCUCAAGCAGAAGGUGCUGGACUACUACAAGAGGGAGAUUCUCCAGACCUACGGUUACGAACACAUGCUCACAUUGAACAACCUAGAGAAGGCAGGUCUUCUGAAGCCACAGACGAGCUCCAGAAAUAACUACCCCACUAUUAGAAAAACCCUUAAACUGUGGAUGGAAGAUGCCAAUGAACAGAACCCCAACGACAUCUCCUAUGUGUACAGCGGCUAUGCCCCACUGAGCAUACGCCUGACCCAGGUCUUGGCUCGGCCCGGGUGGCGUAGCAUCGAAGAGGUGCUGAAGAUGCUUCCAGGCCCACACUUCGAGGAGCGACAACAGCUGCCUGCCGGGCUUCAUAAGAAACGCCAGCAGGGGGAGAACAGAACAACGCUGGUGUUCUUCCUCGGUGGAGUGUCGUACGCAGAAAUAGCCGCUCUUCGUUUCCUCUCUCAAAUGGAAGAUAGCGGGAUGGAGUAUAUUAUAGCCACCACAAAACUCCUAAACGGUACAACUUGGAUCAAAUCCCUCAUGGACCGGCCGGAGUCCCAGACCCCCUGAGUAACCUGCACGCACACCUGGCCACAUCAAACACCCCAUCUGUCGGACAGACCUCAGCUGCUGUUUCUUUAUGUCCAUGUCAGUGUACUGCAGGUGUUUCAUUGAUGUCUGCGCUGGUUAAACAUCCACAAGCUCUUUAAAGGUGCCCAGUGGAGUUUUCUUGUCAACAAAGUGUGACUGACUUAAAUUAAUUUCCCUCUUUAUCACAUUUGCAAACCAUUUUUUUUAUGAUUUAAAUGUGCCUCGUUAUAUCCAUGUUUUUUCUAGCUUGCUUAUACUGGUGCUUUCCUUCACUUCUCUGCACAGCACCACCAACAAGCGUUGAUCAGUCGAAUAGUAUGAGACCUGAGCAGGAAAGUGUCACCUGCAGCCUCAUGCAUAAACAUACAGAAGCCCCGGAAGUGAUGUGUCGAGCAUAUUAUUUCCUCUGUUUUCCCAUCUCUUUUUUUUUAUCAAAUCUUAUUUGUUUUUUCAAGGUCACAAGUUGUUUAUGCCAUUUUCACAGGAUAACAAAUGUUGUUCUCGAGAAAACAAGAUUUGUUAUCCCAAGAUAACAAGAGAACAGAAGGGUGAUUCGUCUUACUCCUUUCAGCUAAAUGUUUAUUUGAAUCAUACAGCAGUACCAUGCCAGCAGGCAUAAAUUGCAUCUUAAGAAGUGUAGCAACUGAUUUAAGUUGAAAUGUUACAUUAAGGAGUGGCAAAAAAAAUAAUUUAUAAAGUUCAUGUGGUUUGCUUUCAGACUCCCAUAAUGCACCCCACAGAGCUCUGUGUGUGUAAUGGUCUACUCUUAUGAAUCUUAUGAAGUUGUUGUCUUGUUACUUUGGGAAAACAUUUGUUAUCUCAUGAUAAUGACAUAAACAAGGUUUGUUUUCUUGAGGUCUCAAGAAAAUGUCCUCAUUAUCUCUGGAAAACAACAAUUGUUAUUCCCCGCUAAUGAAAUAAAUAACUUGUGAUCUCAAGAAAACAAAUAGGUUAAUCUGUAUUCAUGGGACAACAGAGGAAAUAAUAUCUUUGACUGCUUAGCGCUCUCCUAUUAACAAAAUGCUGACCCAUGUGCAAAAGUCAAAAAACAACAACUCCACAGGGUACCUUUCCUUUUUACAGUCCUUUAUUUGCACCCAGACAAUACAAUAUAACGCUGGUUUAAUGUUACUGUUCAUCCUGCAUCUCUGUCCUCUCUACUAUGAAGCUACUGUAUAUAUGUAUGUAUGAUUAAAACGUAUGAGAUGAUUAAAGAUGCACUUCCACAGUGUUUGAAAGCUU